Aureobasidium uvarum is the source of this 1758-nucleotide messenger RNA. Lineage: Eukaryota; Fungi; Ascomycota; Dothideomycetes; Dothideales; Saccotheciaceae. The record is from the annotation of a GenBank genome assembly.
AUGGUCGAAGAACAAGAAAAACUCUCACCUCAGGGCUCAACACCAUCCACCCACUCUCACACAUCCGACACCGACUCGAUACACGAAACCCAAUCCAUCCGCGAUGGCCAACAAACCAACCGCCUCCACCUCGUCCGCAGCUAUGCAUCCGGCUACUCAGGCUUCGCCCCCGAAACCGAAUACGCAGACAUCAAUCUCAAACACACCACCACAGGCGCAACCCUAGGCUCCGUCGCCACCAACGACCCAAACUUUGAAGUCGAUUGGACAGACGACGACCCCGAAAACCCGCGCAAUUGGAGUAUGGCGUAUAAAGCUUUUGUCGUGUUUGCCAUGAGUUAUUCGACUACGGUCACAGUGCUAUUUUCGACCAGUUAUACGGUUACGGUGGGGAAAUUGGAGCAGGUGUUUGAUGUGGGGCAUUUGACUGCAUUGCUCGGACUUACGACUUAUUUGAUUGGUAUGGCUGCUGGAUCCACGGUUCUUGCUCCUUUGUCGGAAAUGUAUGGACGUCGCCCGGUGUACAUUUUCUCGACUGCGAUUUUUGUGUUGCUGAUUUUGCCGUGCGCGCUUGCUAAAAACAUCGAGUCUCUACUCAUUCCGAGAUUCUUUGGUGCUUUUGCGGCGGCGAGUUUGGUUUCCAAUGCUCCUGGAUCGAUCAACGAUAUUGUUGUUGAGGAGUACAGGGCUUUGGCGUUUAGCAUCUGGGCUAUUGGACCUUUGAACGGACCUGUCGUUGGUCCCAUCAUCGGUGGCUUUACGUACCAAUACUUGGGUUGGCGAUGGACCAAUUGGCUCGUCAUGAUCCUCGCUGGUGUUGCGUUUGGAUUUGUGGCCAUCGUCAAGGAAACCUAUGGACCUAGUUUGUUGCGCAAGAGGGCUGCGAAGUUGAGGGAAGAGACGGGGGAUUCGAGGUGGUGGAGUAGGUUUGAUGAGAAGAAGGAGUUUUGGCCGUUGCUCAAGGUCAAUCUGACANUCUUCUGGGACGUCUACGUAGCAAUCGUCUACGGCACACUCUACCUCUCCUUCGUGGCCUACCCAAUCGUGUUCCAACACCAACGCGGCUGGUCGCCUGGUCUCGGUGGUCUCGCCUUUUGCGGCAUCGGUAUAGGAAACCUACUCACCAUUGUCCUUGAACCACUCUGUCGACGCCUCAUCAAUUCGCACAAANAAGACCCAGAGACUGGAGAUAUACCUCCUGAAGCCAUGGUUUCUGUAAUUUGCAUCGCUGCCGUGUCGCUGGCGGCAGGCGAACUCUGGUUUGCGUGGACGUGUACGCCCAAUGUGCAUUGGAUUGUCCCCAUCAUCGCCGGUAUUCCUUUCGGCGCCGGCAAUGCUGGAGUUUUCAUCUACAGCAACAAUUACCUCGUCCACUCAUACUCGGUAUACGCAGCUUCUGCACUCGCUGGCAAUGCAGUCUUGCGCUCCAUCAUGGGAGCCGUGUUGCCCCUCGCCGGACCAGCCAUGUAUGCCACCCUCGGCAGCAAUUGGGCUGGCUGCACAUUGGGUCUGGUGGAAAUGGCCUGCGUCCCCAUCCCCGUAGUAUUCUACCUCUACGGCAAGAAAAUCAGAGCCAAAAGUGCAUUGAUUAAAUCCAUGCAAGAAGACAAGAGGAGAGCGGAUGAGAAGAAAGCCAAACAUUUGAGGAAAAUGGAAAAGGAAGCUAUCAAGAGAGGAGAUGCAGAAGCUAGUAUCGGGGGGCCGGGCAAGGCGGGAGCGGCGGUGGCGGAAGAGAGGGAUGUCGAGAAGGGCGAUUGA